Messenger RNA from Acanthosepion pharaonis, 612 nucleotides. The record is from the annotation of a GenBank genome assembly. Lineage: Eukaryota; Metazoa; Mollusca; Cephalopoda; Sepiida; Sepiidae.
AUGACGUUCUCUCUCUCUCUCUCUCUCUCUCUUUCUCUCUCUCUCUCUUUCUCUCUCUCUCUCUUUCUCUCUCUCUCUCUUUCUCUAUCUCUUCUAUAUGGAACAUCCGAAAAUAUGUAUACAAAUUUCUUCGAUUUCUUUUCAUUUGAUUAUUAUAUCUAUUCAUGUUUUAUUGUUUCUACAUGUCUCUUCACCCUAAUCCAAAAUUCACUUUAUUUUCUUUCUUUCUUUCUUUCUUUCUUUCUUUCUUUCUUUCUUUCUUUCUUUCUGCGCCUGAUUUACGCAAUUUCAGAGGUGUUCACAGGUAGUUGUUUCAUAUCACUAUCUUCUUUUCCUUCGUUUUGUUUUCCCCACCCAUCUUUCUUUCUUUCUUUCUUUCUUUCUUUCUUUCUUUCUUUGCUUGAUUCACGGACUUUCAGAGGAGUUCACAGUUCGUUGUUUUAUAUCACAAUCUUAUUUUCCUUCGUUUUGUUUUCCUCCUCAUCUUUCUUUCUUUCUUUCUUUCUUUCUUUCUUUCUUUCUCUUUUCAGUUAUUUGAUUGGACGUUUCAUUAUCUAUCUAUCUAUCUAUCUAUCUAUCUAUCUAUCUAUCUAUCCUGAAAUACUGAUUUGA